UUUAAGUUGAAGAAGGGUGAUUAAUUUCCAAGCUUAACUACCACGUCAUUGCUAAAUCCCUAGCACUUUCUCUCCUCUUUCUACACCGCUAAUUAUUAUUUAUAGUAAUGGAAAACCACCACCACCGUGAAUUAUCCUUCUUAAGCUCCUCCGGCGACUUCCUCCACAACAACAGUAUAGAUCCUCCGAUCAAAGAAAUGGAUUUCUUCUCAUCAUCACCUAACAAAAACAAUAAAGAAGAUGAUCUUGAUCAACAUGGCAGCAUCAUCAAAGAAGUAUCACCAUUACCAACACUACUACUCACUCAUCAUGACCCUGUUAACACUGGAUUGAAUUUAAUGUGUUCAAGUGCUGCAGUUUCAAAAGAAGAAAAUCUUGAAAAUUCUGAAACUGAGAUGAGUAUACUUGAAAGUGAAUUGAGGAGGGUGCAAGAAGAGAAUCAUAAAUUAAGAAUUAUGUUAGAACAAAUUACCAAAAGCUAUAGCCAACUACAAGCUCAGUUGUUCAUCACUUUGCAGAAACAAAAACCAAACCAUGGUCAGAAUAUGGAAGAAAAUCAUGGGAUGGUAUCAGAACAAAUUUUUUUGAAUAAUAAUAAUGCAUCGGUUUCGGAUGGAAAACAGGCUUGUCCUCAUGAUCAUCCUGCAGAAGAUUCCUCACACUCAUCCAAGUUAGAAGAACCCACACAAGACCUAAUUCCUUUCAAAAAAGCCAGGGUUUCCAUACGUGCAAGAUCAGAAGCUCCCCUGAUCAGCGAUGGAUGUCAGUGGAGGAAAUAUGGACAAAAAAUGGCCAAGGGUAACCCUUGUCCUCGUGCCUACUAUCGUUGCACUAUGGCUGUAGGAUGUCCAGUUCGCAAACAGGUCCAAAGAUGUGCAGAAGACAAGACAAUACUAAUAACAACAUAUGAAGGCAACCACAAUCACCCACUCCCACCAGCUGCAACUGCCAUAGCACACACAACAUCAGCAGCUGCAGCAAUGCUGCUAUCAAGUUCAACCUCAUCAACACUAAGAAAGGAAUCAGCAACAGGUUAUUUAUCUAAUUCAUUUCCCUAUGCAACAAUGGCAACCUCAACCCUAUCAGCUUCUCAGCCCUUCCCAACAAUCACCCUCGACUUCACACAAAACCAUAACCUCUCCAUGCAUCAUAACCGAGUUCCUCUACCAUUGUUCUUCUCACACAAGCUACCACCAUUACUUCAACUAGGGCAACCGCCACCUUCAUCUAUGGUUGAGAGUGUUAGUGCAGCCAUUUCUUCAGAUCCAAAUUUUACUACAGCUUUGGCCGCAGCGAUUUCAUCAAUCAUUGGACCACAAAGAAGUGGUGAUGGUAAUAAUAAUCUUGCAGGCGUAGUUCCAGGUUCACCUCAGCUUCCUCAAUCGUGCACUACAUUCUCUACCAAUUAGAUAACUAUAUAUGUGCUUUCUCUAUGUAGUAUGUACAGGAAGAGAAGAGAUGAUUAAGCAUGCGUUUUACUUUUCUUUGUUCACUAUAUAUAUAUGUAAGGAAAUUAAAUUAAAUAUCAACAUAUGAAUAAGUGGAAUGUUCGUGCAUUGUCCUUACCGAUUGAGAUAAACUUACCUUUUAAAA
Messenger RNA from Medicago truncatula (barrel medic), 1593 nucleotides. RefSeq names its product probable WRKY transcription factor 47. The transcript is spliced from 6 exons. Gene Ontology annotation, biological process: regulation of DNA-templated transcription. Bases 108 to 1409 code for a protein of 433 amino acids. NCBI's taxonomy places the organism in Eukaryota, Viridiplantae, Streptophyta, Magnoliopsida, Fabales, Fabaceae. The record is from RefSeq and is a predicted model, not a curated record. Gene Ontology annotation, molecular function: sequence-specific DNA binding; DNA-binding transcription factor activity.